AUGUCUGCAAGAGAAGCUCGAAUCCCACCCGGCUGGGGGCCGCCCCCAGACAUGCUGGUGGAACAGGUGGAAUUGUGGUGGUCCCAGCAGCCUCGGCGCUCAGCACUCUGCUUUGCCGUGGCUGUGGGCCUUGUGGCAGGAUGUGGGGCAGGUGGUGUGGUACUGCUCGCCUCCACCAGCAGCCGCUCAGGAGAGUGGCGACUGGCGGUGGGCACCGUGCUCUGCCUGCUGGCCCUGCUGGUUCUGGUUAAGCAGCUAAUGAGCUCGGCUAUGCAGGACAUGAACUGCAUACGCCAGCCUCACCACGUGGCCCUGCUGCGCAGUGGUGGCGGUGCCGACGCCCUCGUGGUACUGCUCAGUGGCCUGGUGCUGCUGGUCACUGGCCUGACACUGGCUGGGCUGGCCGCUGCCCCUGCCCCUGCCCGGCCACUGGCCGUCAUGCUGUCUGUAGGCAUUGCCCUGGCUGCCUCCGGCUCGCUCUUGCUGCUGGGCUUGCUGCUAUAUCAAGUGGGCGUGAGUGGACACUGCCCCACCAUCCGCACAGCCGCCCCCUCCACCCACAGAGACAAUGUCAGCAUCUUCAGCAUUUCAGGACAGUUGUCUGCUGGCCAGCGUCAUGAGACCACAUCCAGCAUCGCCAGCCUCAUCUGA
Molecule: messenger RNA, 651 nt
Organism: Pteropus alecto (black flying fox)
Lineage: Eukaryota; Metazoa; Chordata; Mammalia; Chiroptera; Pteropodidae
Gene: TMEM125
Product: transmembrane protein 125
Exons: 1
Coding region: 1-651 (216 amino acids)
Source: RefSeq, a predicted model, not a curated record